Molecule: messenger RNA, 1944 nt
Organism: Labrus mixtus (cuckoo wrasse)
Lineage: Eukaryota; Metazoa; Chordata; Actinopteri; Labriformes; Labridae
Product: cystine/glutamate transporter
Exons: 13
Coding region: 303-1757 (484 amino acids)
Biological process (GO): amino acid transmembrane transport
Cellular component (GO): membrane
Molecular function (GO): L-amino acid transmembrane transporter activity
Source: RefSeq, a predicted model, not a curated record
GCUCAGGCUUUUAGGGGGGCUGGAAUGGCUAAGAGCCAAUGAGGGGAGAAAAACAUGCAGAGAGAGGGGGAGAGGGGAGUAUGUUGUGUGGCUUGUGUCGUCUCUCUCUGCCACAGUUUAAUGCACAUUUAAAGAACGUGUAGCAAAUGUGCACCACAGAAGGGUUAACAGGAAGCCAAACAAGGACAGGUGAUUGGUGAUUGUGGGGAAAAUCAACAGAUUGAGACGUGUGAAAGUAUUGGCUGCAGCAACAGUCCAAGAAGAGUUUGUGCUUUCCAAGCGGAACCUACAGUCAGACAGAAAUGGAAGUGAAGAAAGAGGACGAUGGAGGCAAGGCGGAGAAGCCGGAGGAAAAGGUGGUGCAUCUGCGGAGGGAGAUCGGCCUGCUGCCGGCGACGUCCUUCAUCAUCGGUACAGUCGUGGGCAGUGGGAUCUUCAUCGCACCCAAGGGAGUCCUGUUGAACAGUGGCAGCGUGGGGCUGUCCCUGCUGGUGUGGGCACUCUGCGGGGUCCUCUCCUUGUUUGGGGCCUUGUGCUACGCGGAGCUGGGCACCAGUUUUACAAAGUCAGGGGGCCACUACACUUACCUACUGGAGACACUGGGGCCACUUCCCGCCUUUUUACGACUCUGGGUUGAGUUCUUAUUUAUCAGACCAGCCGUGGCCUCCUAUGUGUCCCUAGCUUUUGGUCGCUACGUGGUGGAGCCGUUCUUUGAACCUUGUGCCGCUCCAACAGCGCUGAUCAAGCUUGUCAGCAUCCUCGGACUGACAUUUGUUGUGGCUAUCAACUGCUGGAGUGUGACCAUGGCUUCUCGCACUCAGGUCGCCUUGACGUUCAUCAAGAUGUUUGCUCUGGUACUAAUCAUCAUCCCUGGUGUGAUCGCACUAGCCAAAGGAAAAACCGAGAACUUCCAGAAUGGUUUCGAGGUUGAAUCGUUAACGCUGGACAAAUUACCUCUGGCCUUCUACAACGGCCUGUAUGCCUACGGUGGCUGGUUUUAUCUGAACUUUAUCACAGAAGAGGUCAUAAACCCCAACAGAACCAUCCCUCUGGCAAUAAUCUGCUCCAUGGUGACAGUGACAGUCUUCUACGUGCUUGUUAAUGUGGCCUACUACACCGUGAUGACUCCCGCUGAGCUGCUGAUAUCUGAUGCCGUGGCUGUGACGUUUGCAAACCGUGCUCUCCAGGGCUUGUCGUCUGUCAUCCCCAUUUUAGUGGCCCUGUCCUGCCUUGGAGCUCUGAACGGCGGCUUCUUUGGGGCUCCCAGGAUGCUGUUUGUGGGAGCCAGAGAGGGGCACUGGCCUCCAAUCUUCUCCAUGAUUCACAUCCGCAGACACACACCUUUACCUGCGGUGAUGUUACUGUACCCCCUGGUGGUCCUGAUGUUACUCUCAGGGGAGAUCUACCAGCUCAUCAACUUUGCCUCCUUUUCCCGCUGGUUCUUCAUCGCCCUGGCAACCUUAGGGCUGCUCAUCCACCGAUACCGCUUCCCCCUUCACCCGAGACCUUUCAAAGUGCCGCUGGUCAUCGCCGUCACCUUCACGGUGGUCUGCUUCUUCAUCGUGGGUCUGUCUCUGUACUCGGACCCCUGGAACACGGGUAAUAGCUGUGCUCUAACGCUGACAGGGGUCCCCGUUUACUACGUCACCAUCCACAGAUAUCGCUUGCCCAAAAGAUGGAGACGCAUCUUCGAUUACUGCAGCAAGCAGCUACAGAUCCUCCUGGAAGUGGCACAGCAGGAGGUCCAGACUUACUGAAGAAGCUAAACACCGCUUUCUACUGACACACUGCUUGAACACCAUCUUUACUGUCAGAGUGUACCAAGUGUUUGAUACUAGAAGAACUCUUAAUAUGUGAAAACCACUGCUGAGAAAAGACGGCGUAUCUGACUUUUCUCGUAGAAUAUACUUGAAUUAUAAUCUUUCUUGCUUUCUCUUUUUUUUU